Rhinopithecus roxellana (golden snub-nosed monkey) is the source of this 2046-nucleotide messenger RNA. RefSeq names its product kynurenine aminotransferase 3 (gene KYAT3). The record is from RefSeq and is a predicted model, not a curated record. The transcript has 13 exons. NCBI's taxonomy places the organism in Eukaryota, Metazoa, Chordata, Mammalia, Primates, Cercopithecidae. Gene Ontology annotation, biological process: biosynthetic process. Gene Ontology annotation, molecular function: L-kynurenine:2-oxoglutarate transaminase activity; pyridoxal phosphate binding. The coding region runs from base 378 to 1640 and encodes 420 amino acids. Gene Ontology annotation, cellular component: mitochondrion; cytoplasm.
GGCCCCCACCCCUUCCCUCCUCCAUUUCCAUCCGGUCCGCGAUCGCGGCGGACCCCACAGCCAACGCGCGCCGUGAGUCACACUCCACAGCCAAUCCCUGGCCACAUCCGGGCUCGCCCCCGGCCCGCCCCAUUGUUCCCACAAGCCCGGAACCCACCAAAUCCCUCCCCUCCUCUCCCAAAAAAACACCCUUCAUCCAGUCUCUUCCAGCCUAGAGAUCACGGCCUAGGCCUCAGCCAAAGCGCGCACUGAGUGCAAACCCCAGAGUCAAUCCGUGUCCCAGCUACGCCCCCUGCGUCCGAAUCCCGCUCAGCCGGGCCCUCAAACCCAGGCGGGACUCGAGCCUGGGGAGGCGAGGUUCCCGCACCAGAUAGAAAAUGUCACUGAAAUUCACAAAUGCAAAACGGAUUGAAGGACUUGAUAGUAAUAUGUGGAUUGAAUUUACCAAAUUGGCUGCAGACCCUUCUGUUGUGAAUCUUGGCCAAGGCUUUCCAGAUAUAUCCCCUCCUACAUAUGUAAAAGAAGAAUUAUCAAAGAUUGCAGCAAUCGAUGGCCUGAAUCAGUAUACACGAGGCUUUGGCCAUCCAUCACUUGUGAAAGCUCUGUCCUACCUGUAUGAAAAGCUUUACCAAAAGCAAAUCGAUUCAAAUAAAGAAAUCCUUGUGACAGUAGGAGCAUAUGGAUCUCUUUUUAACACCAUUCAAGCAUUAAUUGAUGAGGGAGAUGAAGUCAUACUAAUAGUGCCUUUCUAUGACUGCUAUGAGCCCAUGGUGAGAAUGGCUGGAGCAACACCUGUUUUUAUUCCCCUGAGAUCUAAACCUGUUGAUGGAAAAAGAUGGUCUAGUUCUGACUGGACAUUAGAUCCUCAAGAACUGGAAAGUAAAUUUAAUUCCAAAACCAAAGCUAUUAUACUAAAUACUCCACAUAACCCACUUGGCAAGGUGUAUAACAAAGAGGAACUGCAAGUAAUUGCUGACCUUUGCAUCAAAUAUGACACACUUUGCAUCAGCGAUGAGGUUUAUGAAUGGCUUGUAUAUUCUGGAAAUAAGCACUUAAAAAUAGCUACUUUUCCAGGUAUGUGGGAGAGAACAAUAACAAUAGGAAGUGCUGGAAAGACUUUCAGUGUAACUGGCUGGAAGCUUGGCUGGUCCAUUGGUCCGAAUCAUUUGAUAAAACAUUUACAGACAGUUCAACAAAACACGAUUUAUACUUGUGCAACUCCUUUACAGGAAGCCUUGGCUCAAGCUUUCUGGAUUGACAUCAAGCGCAUGGAUGACCCAGAAUGUUACUUUAAUUCUUUGCCAAAAGAGUUAGAAGUAAAAAGAGAUCGGAUAGUACAUUUACUUGAAAGUGUUGGCCUAAAACCCAUAGUUCCUGACGGAGGAUACUUCAUCAUCGCUGAUGUGUCUUUGCUAGAUCCAGACCUCUCUGAUAUGAAGAAUAAUGAGCCUUAUGACUAUAAGUUUGUGAAAUGGAUGACUAAACAUAAGAAACUAUCAGCCAUCCCCGUUUCAGCAUUCUGUAACUCAGAGACUAAAUCACAGUUUGAGAAGUUUGUGCGAUUUUGCUUCAUUAAAAAAGACAGCACACUGGAUGCUGCUGAAGAAAUCAUCAAGGCAUGGAGUGUACAGAAGUCUUGAUAUGUGCAGAAUGGAUUAAUGUUUGUUAGAUGACCUAGUAUGGAAUUGUUACUUAGUGCUGCCACCUGCUGGAUGUUAAAAGAUAUUUCCGUACAACUGGAAUUUAAAUAUUUCCAUUAUUUUUCCAAAGCAGUUAACCCAACUCCUAACAAUAUUCAGGGGAUCUGACCUUUUUUUUCAGUUGAAAUGUAUUAACACAUCUUCCAUGAUCAUUUUUUAAGAGAGUCAGCAUAACAUAGUGGAUAAGAACUGUGAGAUGUUUAACCUCUCAGUAACUUGGUUCCUUCAUUAUAAAAUCGGAAUAAAAUCAGUACCUGUUUCAUAUGAAGGUCAUUUCUGAGAAUUAAAUGGACUAAUGUAUGCAAAAGCCUGGCAAACAAUAAACACUCAUCUGACUUUAGCCGGU